CACAGACCCGUUUGACAAGACGGACUGUUUUUGAAAAGAUGAGUGUGACACGACUCAGCCUCGCUCAGAACCAUCUCCUGCGCGCACGGGACGCACACUCCUGUCGGACAGGUCGAUGAAAGUGUUGGAAGUUUAUUCAGUUCAUGGUUUGAUUUCAUCGGACACACAAUGAGAGGCUGAAGACAGAGUUCACUCACCUGAAUAACAAGGCUUUUGUCGUUUCGGUGGAUCAUUAAAAAAAACACAAUGGAUCAGGAGGACGUGUUGGACUUUAAGGCCCUGAUGGCCAAGUUUCAGGAUGAAGAAGUCCUCCUGAAGCAACCCAGGAUCAAACCUGCUCUCCCAGAGAAACCAAAGGUUGUCCCUCCUCCCCAGAGCCCGCCUCACUACCUCCCCGCAGGAGCACGCCCCUCCCUGCUCACCUCCAUCAACCAGUCCCUAGAUGGGAAGAUGGCCCCCCGAGUGGUCUUCAAGGAUGAGAAGAAGGAGAGCAAGAAGCCUCUCAUCCAGACUACCUCGAAGGGAAAAGACAAGAGUGAAGCGAAGCUGAUCAAAGGGAAAGACAAGGCAACGAAAGGAAGCAAAGAGAAGCCCGAAGAGGCUUCGUCAGAUCAGAAGCAGAAGAAAGAGAACGGUAAAGACAAGAGGUUCUCGUUGGUGCUCCCUGGAGCGCCUAAGGAGAACACCGCAGAGCUGGUGCCAGCCACGCCUCCACCUAAAGUCACACCAGCGAAGAAGAAGGGCUUCCUGGGAUUCAGGAAGUCAACAAAAAGAAAUUCAUACGAGGUAUCGGCUGAUCCGAUCAUGGACUCCCCCAGCUCAGAGAUUCCCGGACAACUUCCUCUUAUCCCGGUGCCUCCUGACUUUGGUGACUCACCACCAGAGCCUGAAGUCUCUGCACCGAAGGCUCCUCUACCAAACAUCCCCACCAAACCUGACUCCAGUGCUGCAGUGGAAGCUGCCCCGUCCUCCACUAUCCCUGCCUUUCCUGAUUUCACCCCACCCCCCGCCUUCAUUCCUGAUUUACCAGCACCAGUCCCAGAGAGUGAAACCCCACUUGAGAUAGAAACUCCUGCCCUGCACGUUUCCAGGCCCGCUAGCCCAAAAGAAAUAAUUCAACCCCCCACCGGCACCGUCUCAACCCCUCCACCCAGUCGGGUCACUCCCUCUCCCACACCUCCUGAGCCGGAGCCGGCAGCUGAGGCUGCUUUAGAGGCUGCAGUGGAGGUGGCUCCUGCUCCUGUCAUAGAGCCUCCAUCCGUUCUGCCGUCUCCUAAAGCUGAGCGUCGGAUCUCGGCCCUCUCAGCCCUGGAAAGAGCGGAGGACAUGAGCCCAGGGAAGAAGAUUUCGUGUGACCAAAGGAUCUAUGAGGCUCUGGAGAAGGCACGCAAGAAGUCCAGCCCAGUGUCAAACCCGAGCACAUCCUACUCCACCACCCCACCUCCAGAGGAGAGUCCCACCGUCUCUCUCCCAGAGCUCCCACCUAUUGACUAUGAGGCAGGGAAAUCAGCAGAAGUUAACGGCGUUGACCAGCGGGAAGCCUCUCCGGUGUUGGAAGGUAUCGCUGAGGAGGGGUGCGAUCCUGUCCCAGAGCUGUUGUUGGUUCCACCGCCUCAACCCAAAAAGUUGCUUCCAGUUCCUGAGUCACUGGGUCCUUCUCCAGAGAAACCAGACAGACCUUCUUCUGUGGACCUGAGUGAAUACACCUAUUCUCCUCAUCUGGGAGAUAAUGAGAUCCCUGUCCCUUCCGAGUUCUCAGAGACCGACACCACAGAUAUCCCUGAGUUUGAUGAUGUGACCUCAGAUGCUCAUUCUCCAGACUUGGGGAGCGGGGACUACAUAGGUACAGAUACUCCGGAUGGACAGAUUUCAGAUUUUUACAGUAAUGGAUUAAUUAGUCCAGGAGCUGAGGACCGCACAGACCAAGAUAAUCCACAACCAGAGUCCUCUUUCUCGUUCCCUCAGGAAUCUCCCGCACCGCCAGAGGUCCAAGCUGAAGUCGACAAUGGUGUCUAUGAGAGCACGGAAAAUGUUUACGAGGAGUUCUCAGUCUCAGCCAAGAAGAAAGGAAAGACUGAAGGUGGCAAGAAGCGCAAAGGCCCGCCAAAGAAUCCGUAUGCUGAGGCGCCACAGGAAGCAAAUGAAGAGAAAGUCAAGACAAUCAGGUUCGGCAAGGGCGACAAGAAGUCCACGGCAGAAGGGCCGGAUGAGAAAGAGCUGAAAAAGAAAGAGAAGCAGCGCCUGGAGAAGGAGAAGAAGGAGCUGAAGGAGAAGCAAGAAAGGGAGAAGAAGGAGCAGAAAGAGAGGGAGAAGAAGGAGAAUAAUAUGAAGAAGAAGUUCAAAAUCACAGGACAGGAGGAGGCCAUGUACGAGGCAAAAGUAACCGUGACGACGAAGGGACGUAAGGACGAUCUGCCCGUCAAGAGCGGCGACUUGAUCAGCAUCAUCCGGACAACGAACUGUCCCAAAGGGAAGUGGCUGGCCAGAGACAGCAGCAACAACUAUGGGUACGUUGCAGUGGAUCAUAUGGAGCUGGACAUCAAGGAGAUGCUGGAGCUCGGAAAGAAGGCCGCGCACACCCGCAAGAUCAGCAACACCAACGUAAUCGAGGCGGAGGACACCAGCAUAGGGAACAGGGCCUCGAACCACUAUCCAACGUCAGCAGAGAGCUUCACAGAUGACAGUGAAGAGUGGACCGGUGACGAAGAGGAACCUCUGUCUCCUGCUGCUGAAACUGCAGAUCCGUUGGCUUCAGUGGGUCACAACAGGACACUCUCGAUGCCAGACAUGGGAGACAAAGACCUUACCAUAAACCACCAGCACAGCCACAGUGAGCCAGAUCCAAAUGGCUCCCAUGUCCAAGCAAGACAGGAAGCACUUCAGAAGCUGGCCACAUUUUUCCAUUCACCAAAACCUGUGGAGCCAGCUGCCAGCAGCACUGAACCAGAGACAAAUCCUGAGCCUGUGAAAGAAGAAGCAUUAGACCCGCCUGAAGCGAGUUCGACACAGGAAACCGACUUCGAUCAAACUGAGAUGAUCAUUUUACCUCCUCCUGACCUGUACGCUGACUUCGCCCAGUAAUUAUCACAAAACGAGCUGAACAAAAAAAAAGCAUCCAGGAUUUAUCUGUGGUGUUAUUCUUCACACUGUGUCCCGGGUCAGUCACCUGAUACUGUGACAGCAACUUCAUCUUCCUGACUAUGAUCUUUUUACCUGGCGACUGCAUUUAUGGAUCAGCACGAUGAUACACGAGGAGAGGAGAAGAGAAGCGAUAUGAGACGUAUCACGCACAAUCUCAGCAACCAGAACUCUUGGUGCGCUUUUUCCUCUGAAGUGCUCGGUGAGAAGAGGCGACAGUUUGUGACUUUGGACCAAGUUGAACUGCUGAUCCCAGAAAAAGGGCAAACUGUUGCACACGCACAAGCUUUUUCUGUACAGUGAUUGUGACUACACAAUCCAUGUGCAAAUACCAAAAUCUGUUUAAAGUAGUGGAAACACGGGGAGCAUGUCGAUUUUUCUCAGGUAUCUUUCAGGUUGAGAUGCAUCCUGAGGAAACACACAGUGCACAUGAGCAGUAAAAAAAAAGGCAGGGAGAAUGUUUACCAAGUAUUUCAUCCACGUUUCCAGUAAUAAAUCAUCUAAUAAUCCAGUUUACAGCGUUGGUAGCAAAGGAGCAACAUAGCUGCUAAACAAAUGAAUAAAAAACAUUUUUAGUUUUGGUCAUCAGCAAUGAUUAAAAAGCCUUUGUGCAGCCUGCUGUACCCCACAAAAGAUAUAUCCUCCUCUGUAUGUGCACCGGCAGAAGACCACCUUCAGCUUUUACCUGUUAUUGGUCAUUUUUGUAUUAUUGUGCUUUUUUUUUUUUAUACACGAGCAUCUUUUUCUACUUUUAUGUACCCUCAUUAUUUUCUUCAGCGUGAGUUUAAAUUGUGGAUGUGUUUGCCAGAUACUGACUUUAUAACAUAUUAGGUUAAUAUAAUAAUUUUCUUUAAACGAUGUAACAAUAAACACAAUUAAUGCAACAUUAUUAACCACAUCUGCCAGCGGCAUCAGUUGCUGUGUGUCGGUUCCUUCUGGAGUGAAGCAGCAUCCAUAAACUUCAUUUUCCUUCUUUCACUUUUAUGGCCGCGGUCGUCUGGCAGGUGUCACUUUUAUGUGCCGACUUUCUUCUCAGAGUUUCCCUCGAGCUGAUGAAUAAUAAGUAUUAGAAGAAGAGAGAAAGCAGCGCGAUGACCACCUGAGGUCGUUUUUAUAUAAAGUGAUGAAUCUUCUUGUUGACAUCUAAGGGUGCGUUUUUGUCUGGAGAAAAAAACAAAACAAAAAUAAUCCUCUGUGAUUGGAGUGUGUGUGUGUGUGUGUGUGUGAAAUGUUCGAGUCGACAAAGCCUCCAGGACCAAAACACUUUCCUUUUAUACGUUUGUUUAUUGUUUUUCAAUAAAUACUCAUUAAAGUGCAAAUCAUAACAGCAACAUCAUGCAGUGCAUAACAAUAGAAAUCCAAACCCCAAUCAGACAGAGACAGCGAGAGACGGUUCAAACACACUGUCGCAUUCACACACACAUUUAUACACAUUCAUCACACACACACACACACACACACACACACACAUACAUACACUGGGGUACUGGUUACACUAAUCAUAAGAACCCCGCCACAGAGACGCACAGAGCACAGCUUGGCUGUUGAAAAUACUCACUUUGGUACAACACGGAAAGUCUGUAUAUGAUUCGGCCCCUCUGGCGUGUUUCCCAGCUCUGAACACAGAUUAGAGUUUACAUGACUAACAUGCCACUGGUAGCUGCAUACAGCUGUAAUGGUACAGUACUACAUCUGAUAGUGAAUACUGGUAAAUAUUGGGAGCUUUUAAAUAUGACCCACGAGCAGCAGAAUCAGGAGUGAAAGCAUAAUGUGCCAGAUGUGAUCCUGAUGUGGUUCGCUACACGGACGACGAGUCGUUUUAAGACAGCGAGAGAGAGAGAGAGUGACACAGAGGCUCGAGUGACGAACACGGGUUCGCGUUUGGAAAGCUGUAUGUGCAGUUGCAUGUGUGUUGCAGCAGGGAGCAGAGUUUCUCCCUGACAUCAGAGAAUAUUCGGUGGUGUGUGUGUGCUGUCACAGACAGACCUACACAGGACAUUAAACAGAAUAAAUAAGAGCAGAGUAACAAAGAACGUGACUUUCACUGUUUCAGCCUCAUGAGGCAAAAACAACGGAACCGUGCCACAGACACAGAAGCUCCACGUCAGAUUAUUAUAAAUCCAACAUGUUGUAAUCUAGACCGAUGUGUGAGAACCACCAUGAAGUGUUAUUAUUUUAAACUAGCCUGUGAAUAAUGAUGAAUAUUGGGGAUUUGGUAUCCAUGACACCGGUCUAAAAAAGUACGCACUACUCCUCCGACCUCUGUGUUUUACUGACAGCAGUAGAAAGUCAACAGUCCAGUGCUCUCCAUCAAAACCGAGAGAACGAACCCAUGGAUAAAGACGGACUCGUCCGAGCAGCACCAGCUUUCACUUUACAUUCAGUCAGAAAAAAGAUUUAGAUGUUUAAAAAUGUCGCAUGACGACAGCGACACACGACCCACCUAUGGUACGAUCUGACAGGACAAUGCAGGACAUUUAGAAAAGUAAUACCGCCGUGGUUUCAACAGUUACAGUAAGGUGUGAUGCAGAAGGGGAAAAAAGACAAACAGCAAAUCUGCAAAUCAUUUCAAAGUGCAGACUGAACAGAAGAGACACACAGACAGCAGCUCCGACAGCUUCAAACCUCUGCUAACAAACCAGCGUCAGGUCAGUAAGAAAACAUGACAAUCGUGUGACGCCCUCUGAUCUCCUUUACGCACACUGGUUCAUGCACACACUCUCCACAAACGUAUGCACAGAAAUUACUGCGCUGCAUUCGUUUAAGGCAACUGGAGAAAGGUUUUCUGUGUCCUGCAGCAGACACACACCGCCUCACGUGAAUCCCUCGUCUUCCCGUUUUACUCGAUUAUCCUCAUCACUUCAUUAUCUAAUCAUGAACAGGGGGGCUAAUUAUGUUUAGUGCUUUAUUACAAUCAGGAGCAAUUUAGAUUUAAUUUCUCAAGCAAGGGUUUGCGGAAGAUUUGCUCGACUUUUGCUCUUUAAUACACAGUAAGUAUGAAUAUGUGUGGGUUGGUUUAUGGUUGGUCAAAAAAAAAUCAAAUUCAAGACCUCACAUUUGGGAUUAGGCACUAAUUUCUGUUGGACAUUUGACUUUUUUUUCCAUUUAAAGGGUUAAAGCAAUAAUAAAAAGUAAAAAUAAUGACAAUAGUUUGUAAUCGUAGCCCUUAAAAUGUCCACAUCUGUAUUUUCCAGAUGUCGCAGAUAACGUUUUUGGUGAGCAGCAUAUCAACACUUACUCAGCUGAAGCGUAAAGGAGUCAGCGUGUUGCAUAUUUGUGACAGAGAUAUGUAUGGCAUGUGGAGACAGUCCAUUGCUGUCAGGUCGUAUGGCGCUCGUGAAACGGCGUGUGUCUGUGCCUCAACACUAAAUGCAGGACAGUCGGAUCCACGCGGAGUGUUGUCGUCCUGCCGUCUCUCAAAGUUCAUUAAUCUUCUACGCUCUAUUCAAAUUCAGGAUCAAACUCUAUGUCGACGCAGUGCUUAAAUCAUAGAACUACAGUGCCUAAAAAAAAAAACAAUCUCUCAAAAAUAAAUAUGGAUCUGAUAUCUAAAUAAUAAUCAUCUUCUUCGUGGUAUAUAAAGUCUGUUAUUUGGUAUACCUUUGUCAAUCUUCUCAGCUACAGAAUAUGAUCAGAAUAUAAAUAUAAUAUACAUGGAUAACAAAAACUGUUUCUUUACAAACCAUAUUAUAUAAAACCUGAAAUCAAAUUUUACAUGUGUGAACGUUCCCUCAGACACGGAUUUAACGUCAGUUUGAACCGACGUCUUCAUCAAAAUAUAAGACAAGAAGCAAAACUGACCUCUGAUCAGUGUCUGGGGAAAACUCAGCAGGAUAUCCCGCCAUUAAGUGUUAUGGUGGGCGAUGACGUUUCAGCAGUUGAUAGUAGACUGAAGGUGUUUGUGGGAGGAGUGACAGUGAACUUGACCUCUGCUGCCCUCUGCUAGUUCACAGAUUACAGUCCCAGGAUCAGUUUUCACAAGCUGUGGCUCGAUGUUUUAAACUCCACGCCUCUGACCCCAGGACUGUGUCAAAAUAAGAAAAAAGAAGCUGUUAAUCUGCCGUUCUGAAAAAGCCUUCCUCUCUAUGUCUCCUUAAUCUGAGCUGACAGGCGUUGCUUUUCAUGUUUCCAUUCACCCUUCCAGUGCAAUACAACUGGAACAGAGAUAAAGAGGAGACA
Molecule: messenger RNA, 7317 nt
Organism: Larimichthys crocea (large yellow croaker)
Lineage: Eukaryota; Metazoa; Chordata; Actinopteri; Sciaenidae
Product: FYN-binding protein 1
Exons: 20
Coding region: 247-3081 (944 amino acids)
Biological process (GO): integrin-mediated signaling pathway; protein localization to plasma membrane; T cell receptor signaling pathway
Cellular component (GO): plasma membrane
Molecular function (GO): protein binding
Source: RefSeq, a predicted model, not a curated record